Babesia bigemina is the source of this 1536-nucleotide messenger RNA. RefSeq lists its product as hypothetical. The transcript is spliced from 10 exons. Lineage: Eukaryota; Apicomplexa; Aconoidasida; Piroplasmida; Babesiidae. Bases 1 to 1536 code for a protein of 511 amino acids. The record is from RefSeq and is a predicted model, not a curated record.
AUGUGGACCCGUCAGGUGUCCAAAGUGACGCUGGUGUACAAGGCAGCGGUUCUUGCAGCCAAGAAUCGUUUGCCUCUAUGCCGAUAUUUAAACCGCUGUUUCGUCACGUCAAGAAGCCAAGAGCGUGCUGAAAAGGCCGUACGAAGCGUUGAGCAACUUUGCCUAGAGCAGCGCAAUUGUGCCGAAACCGCACAACGUGCAUCUGCAACGUUUCAUAAUGGAUCGAACGAUAUGUCAGACCUUCAGAUAGUCAGGGGCAUGAACGCCUUUGCCAACGUUGGUUUUGCCAAUCAAGUAUUGCUGCUCGUGUUAAGCGAAAGGAUACAGGAAAUCUGCGAAAAUGCCUCCCCGAUUCGGGUUGCCCAUACGCUCACACUCUUGAAGCGCAUGCACGUAACCCAUCCCGCCGUAAUAGACCAUGUAAUGCUUGCGGUGAAGCGCUACCUGCAUAAUUACGUGGCGGAGCUUCCUGAUAUCGUUCUUAAUUGCAGCCACGUUGGAUGCGAUGACGCAGACCUGAUAGAGAUGUUUCGUUCUCAAGCCAUGCUCCACUAUGACACCUUGGGAGCACGGUCGAUAAGGUGCGCCGAGGCCCUUUCCCGAUUCAGGAGCGAACAGUGUGCUGUGCUAGACCGAGUGAUGGAUACGUAUCUUACAAAGUUAGAGAACCUGACGAUUAAGCAACUCGUAUACCUCUUGUCGGCUACUAGCCGUAGCAGCAAACAUGAAGCAUCAGCCGCGAUAACUGGCUCUUUGCUCUCUCAUAUUGCGUCCGAGUCGCAGACGCCGGAUAAUAUAUCAAGACUGCUGCUGUUGCAAAGCUCGUCAGGAGUGGCGCUGGCUCGGGUUUUAGAUACGAUAAUGGACUCUAUGGAGCUUAUGAUGGAUAAUCCCAAAUACGUUACCGACACGUUGCCUUACCACAUCUAUCUGCUUUGUCUGUUAGAAAGAGGCGGGCAUCGUAGCACUCUGGCAUUCCUGGAGCGCUCUUUAAAAAACCCGGUUACGCUUCUAUCGCCAUCCUCGGCAUGCCAGCUGCUGUAUGCCAUAUCCAUCGUGGUUAGGCACCACGGUAAGCAAGUCGUGGAAGAUCGUUUGGGCGUCCUCCUACGGCACAUGAACUCUUGCUACAAAAGACUGUCGCUUAAACAGCAAGAGGAGUUAUACGAGUCUUUGCUUUUCAUUCAGGCGUAUGAAGAGCUUCCCGGGAGCCUUUCACAUUUCGUUGCGUCAAAGAUUCCGUCGCGGCUGCCGACUAUGUGCGGGGGAGGGGUCGAUCUGCAGUUAGACACCAUAGAAGGCGUUAGCUACGUUUUAUUCGGUCACGAAAACGUUGCGCGUACAGCGCUUGUAUGUGUCAGCGAGUCGGAAGCUCUAACCGUGUUGGACGACCUCCCGUCGGUGUCUAUGGGACCACGCGCGCAACAAUACUCACGCACACUGGAGCAUCUUUUUUCAAAGAACCAUACACACGGAUGUGUACCGGCUAUUUCAUACAAUGUGUCAACAAAUCUUUCGCGAAAGCUGGUGUUUUAG